UCUGCUUCACUCAGUUAGCGUGGGUUGGUUGCUUUUCUUUUCUUGGGCUCUGUUUGGCUUGUGCUAUUGGCAACACCCCCAAUGGCCUCCUUUUCCUCCUAUUUCCCUUCUCUUGUCUUUCUCCUGCUUUGCUCCCAACAGUUGCUUCUCUGCGGUGCCUACCCAGCCAAACGCGGCCCCCAUCGUCACCCUCGCUUUGCCUCCCACAACUACAGAGAUGCCCUCACCAAAUCUAUCUUGUUCUUUGAGGGCCAAAGGUCGGGAAAAUUACCUCCUUCACAAAGGGUCAGCUGGAGAAAAGACUCUGGCCUUUCAGAUGGAGCCGCUAUGCACGUGGAUUUAGUGGGAGGGUACUAUGAUGCAGGGGACAACGUGAAGUUCGGGUUCCCAAUGGCGUUCACAACGACAAUGCUUUCAUGGAGUGUGAUUGAGUUUGGUGGGCUUAUGAAAGGUGAACUGGGCCAUGCUAAGGAGGCCAUCCGCUGGGCCACUGACUAUCUUCUCAAGGCCACUGCUCAUCCAGACACCAUUUAUGUUCAGGUGGGAGAUGCUACAAAAGAUCAUGCUUGUUGGGAGAGGCCUGAGGACAUGGAUACUCCAAGGAGUGUUUUCAAGAUUGACAAAAAUACCCCUGGCACUGAGGUAGCUGCUGAAACAGCUGCAGCUCUUGCAGCUGCUUCUUUGGUCUUCAGAAAAUGUGAUCCUACUUACUCCAAGCUCCUUGCCAGGAGGGCCAUUAGGGUGUUCCAGUUUGCUGAUAAGUACAGAGGUCCUUACAGUAGUGGCCUGAAACCAUUUGUUUGCCCAUAUUACUGUGAUUUUUCUGGGUAUCAGGAUGAGCUAUUGUGGGGUGCUGCUUGGUUACACAGAGCAACAAGAAAUCCAACUUAUCUGUCCUACAUUCAAGCCAAUGGACAAACACUUGGAGCUGAUGAAUCUGAUUUCACAUUUGGAUGGGACAAUAAACAUGUUGGAGCCAGAAUCUUGCUUUCCAAGGCAUUUCUUGUCCAAAGUGUUCAGCCUCUCCACGAUUACAAAAGUCACGCAGAUAGCUACAUUUGCUCUCUUAUCCCCGGGACCCCAUUCUCCACUGCUCAGUACACUCGAGGCGGGCUUUUGUUCAAGAUGAACGAUAGCAACAUGCAAUACGUGACUUCAACGUCUUUCUUGCUCGUGACCUAUGCCAAGUACCUCACCACCGCACGCACAACAGUGGACUACUUGCUAGGUGCCAACCCUUUGAAGAUGUCCUUCAUGGUGGGCUACGGCCCACGGUAUCCCCAAAGGAUCCACCACAGGGGAUCCUCCCUCCCUUCAAUAUUGGCCCACCCUUCGAAAAUCCAGUGCUCUCCGGGCUUUGGCUUCUACAAUUCCGAAAGCCCGAAUCCCAAUCUCUUGAUAGGAGCAGUUGUGGGUGGGCCCGACCAGAAUGACCGUUUUCCGGAUCAACGGACGGAUUACGAGCAAUCUGAGCCGGCCACCUAUAUAAACGCGCCACUUGUCGGAGCCUUGGCUUACCUGGCGCACUCGUUCGGCCAGCUCUAGAUGAUCGAGACUCGGUUUUCCCCCCAUUAUUAUUAUUAAUCGAUAUUAUUUUGGAUUUAGUAUUAUUAACUAUUUUAGUAGUCCCUUUUUGGCGCCAAAAAAAAAAAUGUUUAUUUAAGGGUGUUUGGCUCCAAAAUCUUAAUUUAAGUCAAAACUAUGUCGUUUAGUAGUUGUAAUUUGAUUUAACUAUUUAAGUGUGUGUGUUUGGCUGGCGGGGCGAGAAAAACAAGGAGGGGCUUCGAGCCAAUAGCCAUACAGUGCGAGCACAGCUUGGCAUUGUUUUUAUAUUAGGCUUUAGUUUAUUUCAGUAAGUUAAGUUAUAUAUAUAUAUAUAUAUAUGAAGUGUGGGGAUGAACGCGAGUUUCGUGCCAUAAACGGCGCAUUUGGCUCAAUUAGCCUGAAAAUUGCAUUGGCCAUUGAGCUUGUUUCCUUGUGAUGAUUUCUUUUAUCUUCCUUUGGGACUUGUACUGUGUGUCCUUUAGUGCUUCAACUUCAGUUAACGAAUAUUAAUCAUCCAAACCUUUUUUCUCCUUUGUUGCGAAUAUUAAUCAUCUCAAAAUUGUUAAAUGAAAUGAAUUCGUGAGUUUGGUUAGACUCGUUUGAUAAAUGAGUUCAAACUUUUUUAAAGUUUAUGUAGCUAACGAGUUGAGAUGGUUAUAAUUCGAAAUUAAAGAAGUUUUAUGUAAUUAUUUGAAUAUUUUAUCUUAG
This is a messenger RNA of Striga asiatica, 2253 nucleotides long. Lineage: Eukaryota; Viridiplantae; Streptophyta; Magnoliopsida; Lamiales; Orobanchaceae. The record is from the annotation of a GenBank genome assembly.